Molecule: messenger RNA, 1267 nt
Organism: Drosophila rhopaloa
Lineage: Eukaryota; Metazoa; Arthropoda; Insecta; Diptera; Drosophilidae
Exons: 1
Coding region: 28-1218 (396 amino acids)
Source: RefSeq, a predicted model, not a curated record
UGUUGCCUGACGACAACUUCUCUGAAAAUGAGAAAUGUGGCACAUGGCCCAGCUCUCAUCGCCGUUCUGUCAGCCAUUGCAGCCAUAUCCAGUGUCGUCCACGGUCAACAGCAGGCGAUGUCCAUGCCCCUGGCGCAAUCCCCUCCACAACAGCGCCUGACGCCGGAUUACGUAAAGGGAAUCCUCAGCCUGAAGAGCAGUCUGCUGGCCAGCAAGCAGUCCUUGAAUCAGGGUUCCAAUCCUAUAAUCAGAACCGGCAUGAGGUAUACGCCGCAAUUGGAGACUAAGCAGCCGCAGCAGGAGAUUCAGGUUGAACCCGUUGCCAAUCUGAGGCCAUCUCCUCCAGCUUACAGAGCCCUUGUUCACUCCCAGAUGCCGCAGGUCAAGUUGAAUCGAUAUAGCCAGGAGUUCCCGGCGCCCCACCUCUUCCAGCCGCCUUUUGUUCCCUUGUCAACAAAGCUGGAGUCACAGGACUCGCAGGACUCACAGGACUCACCGCCCACGGCCGAACAACUGGAGUUGCUGCAAAAGUUGUCCGAGUUUUUUGGCCAGCGACAGCAGUUGCAACAACAGGUGCAACCACAGCAGUCGGCGAACUGUGCUCAUGACCAAAGUGAAGGAAAAGAAAUGUGCAAUUCUGACCCCCUAUCAGAUUGUGAUGCAACCACAAAAGAACCCCCCAAAAAUGAGGAAGAUUCGGUUAACGUGGAUGUUAAGAAUAAGGAGGUCGAGGAGAGUACCACAGUCCAGCCGAAACCUUCUGUGGUCCCCAAAACAAAGGCUACGAAGGCGAAUAUCGCCAAGUCCUCCACUCAUAAGCCCACAACAACUCGUACUACCAAAUCAACUACAAAAAAAUUGCCCUGUUGCACUAAGCCAGUGAAGCAGACCCUUGCGAAGGCUCCCAAUGUCAUUAGUUUUUCGCUGAAUAUUGAAAAUGAUAAUACCGAGGAGGCAAAGUCCCUGCAACAACAACCUCGAAGUGGUAGACAUGAGAUUCAGCCUGAUUUGCGUAUAAAUGCCAUCACCAACUUACUGAGAUAUCGCAGAAAAAGAGCUCAGAGUGCAGCUCCAUAUCCCAAGCCCUUUUUCGAGCUAAAAGGUCAAGAACUCAAGUUAAAGAGUCGAACGAAACGAAAAAAGAGUAAGAUACUGGACAAAAAGCAACUCCUUCAGGCUGAGCUCAAAAUCUGGCCCAUUAGCAUACGAUCAAGUUGAGAAGAAAUAUAUUUUUUAAGAAAUGAAUUUAAAUAAAUAUUUAAGAGAA